GUUUUUUAAAAAAAAGGUUAUAGUAGAAAAGUUUAUAGAAAAAGCAGAUAAGAAAAGAAGAGAGAAAUGGUGCCCAAUCAGCAAGCUUUGGUACUAGGGCAGGGAAUAAACUACGCUGGGGGGAUCCCAAAUGCGAGUCUCGUCGUGGGAACAAGGAGAGAGAUUAGGCAAAGGCAAGGCCAGUUGAAUUUGAAGUGUGAAAACAACAACCCCUCUGGCUCUAUCAUCAGAUACUGCUAUAACAACAACAAUACAUCGAAAUUGGGGACUGUAUCGCCGUCGACGGUGGCUGCGCCGCAGGUUGGGGUGGCGGUGUUCCUGAUUAAGGGGAAUAAACUGCUUUUGGGGCGGCGCCUUACCCCCAUCGGCCGUGAUUCCUAUUUUCCCCCUGGCGGCCACCUUGAGUUUGGUUACUUCUCUCUCUCUCUCUCUCUCUUCAAUUGGGGGGAGAGCUUUGAGGAAUGUGCAGCAAGAGAGGUGAAGGAGGAGACUGGUUUAGACAUACACAACAUAGAGUUCUUAACUGUCGCCAACGACAUCUUCUCUGAUGGAGCAAAUCCACCAGAACAUCGUGUUGUCAUCUUCAUGCGUGCACUACCAAUCUUGCCAGUUCCUGAUCAUGAUCAAGUGCCCCAAAAUCAUGAGCCUGAGAAGUGUGGUGGCUGGGACUGGUAUGACUGGAACGACCUCCCAAAACCACUGUUUGGCCAGCUAGAAAAUAUGCUGCAGGGUGGUUUUAAUCCCUUUCCAGCUGAUCAAAAAUGAUAUGGGAGCGCAAAGGGCUAAUGAAGUUAAAUGUCAAUCUUAUGUUUUUCUUGGAUUUUAGCAGUUUGAAUAUUGCCAAGUUAAUGUCAAUCUUAUGGUUUUCUUGGAUUUUGACAGUUUGGAUUGGUAUGAUUGGAACAACCUUCCGAAACCACUGUUUGGCUAGCUAGAAAAUGUGUUGCAGGGUGGUUUUAAUCCCUUUCCAGCUGAUUAAAAAUGUUAGUGGAAUAUUUCCUUGACA
Molecule: messenger RNA, 1006 nt
Organism: Camellia sinensis
Lineage: Eukaryota; Viridiplantae; Streptophyta; Magnoliopsida; Ericales; Theaceae
Source: RefSeq, a predicted model, not a curated record